Messenger RNA from Cladocopium goreaui, 761 nucleotides. The record is from the annotation of a GenBank genome assembly. NCBI's taxonomy places the organism in Eukaryota, Dinophyceae, Suessiales, Symbiodiniaceae.
AGGAUCGCCGAGAACGCUUGAAGGCUGCACGUUUGCAAAGAUCAUCCUUCACGAAGGAAGCCAUCUCUUUGAUUCGAAGAGGUUCACAAAGAAGCGACGUGCAUGACGCCAGCCAAGUGGACAGGCCUGUGAAAACCGUGAAGACAGUGAAGAUGGGUGUGCGACUGGACUCUCCCAGUGGGCAUCGCCACAUUGAUGCGGAAAUUUACGAGCAGAUGCAAGGGCUUGAGGAUGUGAAGAGAAGGCAGUUGAAACUGGCUGCUUCUCAGCUCUUCCGAGACUUGGCAUUGCGGGCAAACCAUCGACUUGCAGAGCAGGAGCUCCUGCGCCGGAAGUGGGGUGCAAGAAGCAUCGAGCAACAGCUCCUACGCCAAGCCAUCAGGGUGAUGAAGAAGAGGAGAUGUGCAGCCGAGGAUUCUUCGGACAGCAUCCUUCGGAGGUGCUCUGACCUCCUGAGUAGCUGGCUGAGCAAAGCUGAAGCCAGAGAAUGUUGUGCUUGUCUGAGACGGGGAGGCGGACCUUGGAGCCAAAAUGAGUCAAGUGAAGAAAUGGCCAAAGAUGUUGCAAUCUACCAGCAGGAGAUUCUGUGUUUGCACAAGCUUUUACCAGAAUCUCCAGCUUCACCUCCUGAGAGAGUGGUCGGAGGAGAUGCAACAGCACCAGGGCCUCCAGCAUUGCAAACAGCGUUGUGGACAAGAAAUGUGGUGAACUUCACUUGUGGACGACAAACAUGUCUUAAACUGUUCAUGCACGUGGCUUGA